This is a messenger RNA of Conger conger (European conger), 1557 nucleotides long. It is a transcript of the gene cmc1, whose product is annotated as C-x(9)-C motif containing 1. Bases 118 to 441 code for a protein of 107 amino acids. The record is from RefSeq and is a predicted model, not a curated record. The transcript has 4 exons. Lineage: Eukaryota; Metazoa; Chordata; Actinopteri; Anguilliformes; Congridae. Gene Ontology annotation, cellular component: mitochondrion.
CCUCGUCAAUUUGCUUCUGUAACCGGAAAUACGUUUUUAGCAGGGCGGGUCUUGUAAAGGGUCAUCGGAGGCAACUUGGUGGUUUAGUUCUAGAGAAAAACGCUUGUUUUUUGUCUAAUGGAAUCGCUUGAAAAAGAGGAGCCCGUCCUGCGGCAUGUGGAGCUGGAUGUGCUCAUCCCAAAAUUGAUGCGGGAGAAGGCCAAGGGGCUGUGUGUGGAAAAGGUGGAAGCUUUCAACCACUGCUGCAAGGAGAAUGGGUUCCUGAUGGUGUUUAAAUGCCAGGAGCAGAACGCCGCCCUGAAGGAGUGCCUGACCACAUAUUACAAAGAUCCAGCAUUUUUUGAAGUGUGUAAGCAGGAAUACAUCAAUGAGAAGUUGGAGUUUCAGAGGACGGGGAUUCCUGCUAAGAAGAGGACAGAGAGAUUGCCCACGAGCAUGUAGCCUCAUCCGUCUGUCCUGCUGGGGAGGGAGAUUGUCUGCACUUUGGUCUUUUGUGUGUAAAAUGGAGAGGUUUAAAAAAAACAAAAGACUUUGCCAUAUAUGCCAGAUUUUGGCUGAUUGGCCUAUGAAUUACUUCUGGCUGCUGCAGGGCUACAGAUAUAGUAUAUAGUAUAUUAUAGUGUAUCUGUACACUCAAUGCAGACCCUUGUUUUAUAUAUUUUUUGGUACUGAAUGGCUGGUCUCAUAGCUCUCUGAGCAGAGGAACAGUAGUUAUUGUAGCCGAGGCCUGUACACCAGUUUGUUUGCAUUCCAAAAGGGCAUUUUGUGAAUUUAUAGAGCCUUUGUGCUCUGACAUGACUUUAAUCGUAGCCUCGUCUGGAUGUGGUGUGCUUUCUGCCUCCAUUCGUUCCAUUGAAAUGAGAAACCUAGCCAUGCCACUUGUUGUCUUUAUGCUGUACACAUAUUAAAAGGCUCUCUCUUUUUUCUUUUAAGCUCCCACCUCCUUCAAGAAAUAAUAACAGGAAAUGGGGGGCCGGGUGUGGGGGCGUGUGGCUAUGGGGAGAACACUGUGGGGGCACACGUCUUCCUCACGAGCUCCUGCUGCCGUCUACCUCACACACGUGCGUCCUCCGCUUUUAAACAAAUUAGAAGUGAAUGCCACGCCAGCUGAUGUGACGGUAGAUCAGCAGAAUUACAGGCUGUAUCAGGCUGGAGGGAGUGUAAACUUUGACUCCGGCAGCGUUAAAAGCCGUAUUUAUAGAAGCACUGGGAGCUCACCUUUUACCGCUCUCUGCCUGAUGAAAAGGCGACGAGCGCGUUCCUGCGGCACAACCUGACGCAGUUAUGCCCGGAGGAGCAUUGCACCGACACACAUCAGUCAGGAUAACUCCCUACCGCCUUUCACGACUGUUUGGUGGUGUAAAAAUGAGUGGUGUUCCCCCAGAUAAUUGUGCAAGUGUUGAUAGGGUGAGCAAAAAUGAAUAAAAUGCUCGAACAUAUUGCAGUAUGUUUGAUAUGUGUGCACUGAAAACGAGAGUGGCCAAUAAAUUAUGGAAAUAAAGACAACUGUUAAAAGAUUAUGUAUCAAAGAAGUAAAGCAAUAAACACUUGGAAAUA